Molecule: messenger RNA, 2305 nt
Organism: Nymphalis io (European peacock)
Lineage: Eukaryota; Metazoa; Arthropoda; Insecta; Lepidoptera; Nymphalidae
Product: scavenger receptor class B member 1-like
Exons: 12
Coding region: 184-1908 (574 amino acids)
Cellular component (GO): membrane; cytoplasm
Molecular function (GO): scavenger receptor activity
Source: RefSeq, a predicted model, not a curated record
UUCGCAACAACGCACGAAGGCAUCGCGGUAAAGCGCGCGCGUUUUGACAGUUCAAUUUUUUAAUAUGUUUUAUUGCAAAUGAAAUAGCUAGAACAGAUUUUUUAUUUUAUUUGUAUUAAUUUUAUGUGAUUUUAAAGCCGGUGUCGUUUUUUAAUUUGGACAUAUUUUGAAGAGACCACAGACAUGUCUACCGGCACACCGAGUUCAACGUUAAACAGCGAACCUUCAUCGUGCACUAAUUCAACGACCUGUGUCAACGGCACAGAAUGCGCUACGGAUUCCUUGCACAGUCUCAUCGAAGACGGUUCACAGAAAAUAACCGUCAACGACUGUACCGGGAACGAGUGUUCUAUGUCUUGCACAGAUAAUAAAACGAAUGGAAAGAAGAAACGAAAAUCGAUUUAUUUCAAUACAAUAGGACGUAUGGUGUGGGCGAUAAUAUUAAUAAUAAUUUCGAUAAGUGGGUUCAUAUUCCCACCGUUGGACGUUAUGCUCUGGGAAAGGUUAAACAUGAGACCAGGUUUUCCUCCUUUCGAAUGGUGGGCAGAUCCCCCAGAUGAGGUAAAGAUGAGGGCUUAUAUUUUUAACAUCACAAACCACGAGAGGUUCAUGAAUGGGUUGGACGCAAAGAUGAAUGUUCAAGAAAUUGGUCCAAUUGUAUACUUAGAAAAACUUAAACAUUACAAUAUAAAAUUCAACGAGAACAGCACAUUAACGUACACGGCUGAGAGAUAUCUCAUUUACCUUCCAGAAGAAAAUACGAUUGACUUAAACGAUACAGUAAUCGUUCCGAAUUUGGCAUUGCUGGGUAUAUCAUCCUACCUCCACGACGCUAAUUAUUUCGUCCGCACUGGCUUCAAAUUGUUGGUAAAUACACAUGGUACCGAAUUCUUCGUCAGGAGGACUAUUUAUGAAUAUCUCUGGGACUACAGGGAGGCUCUACUGGAAACGUCGAAAAAUUUGGCACCAGCCAUCGUGCCUUCCACGAACAUGGGCAUGCUCAGUAAGAUAUACGCAGAUUUCAUAGAUGACCUGACAGUUAAAAUUGGCCCACAAUGGGGCCACGAAAACUUUUUCAAAAUCGAUAAAGUUAGGGGGCUUUCACACUUUACUGGAUACGAUCCAAAUACAUGUCCAGACACACUAAAAGAUUCCACGGAAGGCGUGCUGUACCACCAGCAUCUAUCCAAAGACGAAGAACUUUUGUUUCUCAGAAAAACUGUCUGCAAAGUUAUACCUUUAUAUUUUGAUAGGGAAGAAGUAAUGAACGGUGUGAAAGUUUAUAGGUAUGAACUUCCGGAGAACGUGUUUGAUCGAGUCAACGGGACAGACUGUUACGCAUCAGAUGUUCCGCUACCUGACGGGGUCAGCGAUGCAUCUAAAUGUUUUUCAGAUUUCCCAAUGGUGGCGUCCUACCCCCACUUCUACACCGGAUCACCCCCUAAAGACAAAUAUGUCACAGGAUUGAAACCAGACCCGGCAAAACACAGUUCAUAUGCUUAUAUUGAACCGGUAACCGGUAUCCCGUUUAAGGCUGUAGCUAGAAUGCAGUGUAAUUUACAGAUACACAAUUUGUCUAGUUUUUAUUCACCAGAACUCGAUAAAUUCUCCAAUAUCAUUUUACCUAUAGGAUGGAUUGAGUAUAAUCAGGAAGGCCUUCCUACUUACGUCUUGAACAUGGUAUACUUUAUGUUGGUCAUCCUACCUCCGCUGUCAACUGUCAUAUUCACUGUGACAUUAAUUUUAGGGACUUACCUCAUAAUAAAACAAAUUUAUCGAGGUAGAGUGAGAAAGGAGACGUUACCGUCUAUUUUCCAAUAUAAAAAAACAAUUGUAGAUAAUUUAGAACAUAAUAAAAUACUCUCAUACGAAAGAGAAACAUUUUUAAGUAAAGCUACGAAAAGUUAAGUUUCCGCCACAUAGCUUAAUAACAUAAUUGGCUAAAUAAACAAAAGACGCACGUAGACGUAAAUUCUGGACGCACACACGCCUAGAAAUAUAAUAAUUCAUUCUACAUCUUUGUUCACGUAUUUUGUAGUAAGAAUAUUUCAUUAGGACUUAUAAAUAAAAAAAAAAAUUGAAUUUUUAAGCGCUCUAGGAUUUUUUUUAUCUAUUAUUUCAAAGGCCAACGUGUUACACUACACCGGCUGAAAAUUUACUAUCUAUAUUUAUAAACAAAGUUUUAGCGGACAAUUUCCUGAAAACAUAAAUACUAAUAGUUUAUUUGAUAAGCCAACGAAAACUUACGUUUUUAAUUUAUUUUCUUUAUUAAAUUUACAUGAAUUCACAAGUCUUAGCUACGAAU